This is a messenger RNA of Protopolystoma xenopodis, 1764 nucleotides long. The record is from the annotation of a GenBank genome assembly. NCBI's taxonomy places the organism in Eukaryota, Metazoa, Platyhelminthes, Monogenea, Polystomatidea, Polystomatidae.
AUGGCCAAGUCCGCCAAACGCUGCUUUAGCGGCUCAAACGAGGCUUUGCUUCAGCAGAGCUGGGACCAAUUGCUCGGAGUGUCUGGCCUGGAAGUGUCAAGAAAACGAAAGCGUGCUGGAGGCCGAAGAGAGGAGCUCGCCGAUAGUGAAAAGGAGAGGAAAGGAGUCGGCAGAGUGGUCAAGGCGAAGGUGCCUAAUAAGCCGGAGGGCGAGGACGAAGAAGAAAACGAGCACAAAGAGGACGAAGAGGGGAGGGAGGGUGCGAGAACAGAAAUGGAUAGGGGGGAGAUGAUUGAAAAAGAGGUGGAUGCCGAUGAUGUUGAGGAAGAGGAUGAAGAGGAGGAAGAGCAUGAGCAGGAGGAGGAGGAGGAGGAGGAAGAGAAGGAGCAGCAAGAUGAGGAGAACGAUGAGGAAGAAGAGGAAGAGAACGAAGAGGGCGAUGAAGGAGGAGGCGAUGGGGAAAAGGAGGGAGGGGAGGAGGAGGAGGAGGGGUUGGGAGAAGAGGAAGAGGAGGAAGAGGGCGAAGAGAGCGAGGAGGCGGAGGCGGAGGAGGACGAAGAGGAGGAGGAGGAGGAGGAGGAGGAGGAGACAAAAAGGGAAGAGGAGGAGGAGGAGGAUGCGGCCGGGGAGGGCAGCGUUGAGGGCUAUCUGUACGCCGGCGGUCACUUUCCGCUCGAGAGUCCACGGACGGUCGUCGGCUCCGAGGCUGGCCGGCUCGCGUCGGGCAGUCCCCGGCUUCGACAGCGGCAUUCUCACCGGCUCCGAGGCCCGCCAGCCGGGCGGGACUCGAACGUCGCCUCGUCGCCUGCCUCGCAGGCCGCCGGCGCGCGCCUCGACGAGCCCGGCCCGCUGGAGCCGGCCGUCUCGACGGGGCCGGGACGCGGCGGAGGCGUUCCGGACAAGCUGAGCCCUCUCGAGUUGGCCGGACUCGCGGGCGAGCUGCUUCCGGGGCCGAUGGUCGGGCGAGACCUGGUCUGGCCGGCCGUCUCCACGUCCGCCUCGGCCGUCUGUACCUCGGCCUUCGCGGGCGCGCCUCUCACGCCUCUCGGACACGGCGGCUUGGCCGCUGCGGCCGCGGCCGCCGUCGCCAUGCAACCGUUCUUUCAUUCGGCCGCGUCAAACGAGUUCGACGCCUGCUCGCCGCACUCGCUGGCUCAUCUCGUCGGACUCGAACCGUCCACCGGCGCCAAGAUGCCCGCAACCCUCGCCGCUCUACCGCCGCCCCCUCCGCCCGGUCAUCUCGGCCCAGCCGGUACCAACUGUCCGGCCGCCAGUUUCUCCGGCCUGCCUCCGAUGCUGGCUGCGGCCGCAGCAGCCGCGGCCCUUGCCUCGGGGCGUUUCUCCACCGGCUCGCCGUUGUCCGGGCCCGACGAGACCGGACUUCCGGGCUCGACCGAUUCGGCCCGGCUCGCCGGCACCCCAUUCAACCCGACCACGCCGACCUCCUCCAUGAUGAUGAUGAUGAUGAUGCCGCCGCCGCCACCGCCGCCCAUCUCCACUUUGCCCACGGGCUUCGGGUUCACGGGCCUGCCUUCGAGUCCCGGCGGCUCGUUUCUCACCACCUCCGCUCCCAGUCUCGCCAACAACCUUUGCCCCACCUCGUCUGCCUGUUUCUUCCCCUCCGUCUUCCCCGUCACCAGCGCACCCAUACCUUCCGCACCCAGCACCACCAUCCCCACCCAAUUCUCUGGCCCACUCACCGCCUCCUCCUCCUCCUCGUCUGCUUGUUCAUCUGCCGCCUCUUCCUCCUCCUCCUCCUCCUCU